AUGCUGGAGGCUGACAUGGUGCAAGUGCAGGAGGAGGUGGACAACACCGUCCAGGAGGCCAGGAACGCAGAGGAGAAGGCAAAGAAGGCCAUCACUGAUGUAAGUCCUCAUAAUAUGUGACCUAUUCCAGUGUUCCUGCCCUCAUCACGCCAAUCCUGUUAAUCUACAUUCCACGCUCACCUGGAGAGGAUGAAGAAGAACCUGGAAGCUACAGUCAAGGACCUGCAGCAUCAUCUGGCUGAGGCUGAGAACCUGGCCAUGAAGGGUGGCAAGAAGCAGCUACAGAAACUGGACUCCAGGGUGAUUUAGCAGGGACUCAUUCUGAAGAAUGAGAUGGAUGCCAAGCAGAAGAGAGGUGGCGAUGCCGUCAAGGGAGUCCGCAAAAAUUAGCACAGGGUCAAGGAGCUCACUUACUGUACCAUGUAAGAGGGACACACCAUCAUAAACCCUUAACCAAGACCGGUGUUUGUAGUGUGGAUCUGAUUGUGGGCAGUGAUACAUGGAUGUUCUCCCCCCAGACUGAGGAGGAUAAGAAGAACAUCAAUAGACUUCAGGACCUGGUGGACAAGCUGGAGCUGAAGGUCAAGGCCUACAAGAGAGGUGGAGGAAUCUGUGAGUAACAAAACUUCUGAGACCAUAUCUGGAAGUUCUGUCUGACUGUUCUAAUGUUGGGCUGUCCUGAUAAACCCCUGGUGUUGUUCCUUUAUCCCCUAACCCAGGAAGAACAAGCCAACCAGCACAUUUCCAAGUUCCGUAAGGUUCAGCAUGAACUGAAGGACACUGAGGAGCACGCUGACAUUGCUAAGUCCCAGGUCAACAAACUCAGGGCCAAGACCCACGACUCCAGAAAG
Coregonus sp. 'balchen' is the source of this 851-nucleotide messenger RNA. NCBI's taxonomy places the organism in Eukaryota, Metazoa, Chordata, Actinopteri, Salmoniformes, Salmonidae. The record is from the annotation of a GenBank genome assembly.